GUUAAAAAUGUUUUGGGAAGAACUGAUUUAAAUCUACAAGAGCAGUGUAAAAAUAUAUCUAAUAAGUACAAGAAAUUAUUAGAAGCUGCGAUGGUUUCUUACACAGACUUUAUUCGUACAACCGAAAAAAGGCAUGAAAAUACUGUUGGACACGUUUGGAAUCGGUUGAUUGAAAAUGAUCUUAUUUAUAAAGAUAAAGUUGAAGGCUGGUAUUCAAAAAAUGAUCGAUUAUUUGAUGGUGAAACUGAUAUCAAAGAAAUUACUCAUCCACACAGUGGAAAGAAAUUGAAAGGAAAUCAUAUCCCAAAGGAGCAUCGUACCAUUAAUGGGACUGAGAAUCAUGAGAAUGAUACACAAUUAACACCUGACCCAUUAAUUUCAUCUAAUAAUGAACAUCAAAAAAUAGUAUUUCCAUCGAUACCGGGUUUAUACCUUUAUAAAAAUUUGUUAACUCAAGAACAACAAAAUAAGCUUGUUGAUGCAAUUAUCCAUGAAGGUUAUUUUGAGCGACCAGAAUCAAAUCAAGCAAUGUGUUUUGGUACACUUCCACCUUUUAUUAUGCGAGUUGUUGAUAUUAUUGAAAAUAUGCCUUCCAUUUUUCCUGAUGAAAUAAAAAAUAGAAAACCUUUAUUUGAUCAG
This is a messenger RNA of Dentiscutata heterogama, 639 nucleotides long. The record is from the annotation of a GenBank genome assembly. NCBI's taxonomy places the organism in Eukaryota, Fungi, Glomeromycota, Glomeromycetes, Diversisporales, Gigasporaceae.